Messenger RNA from Polypterus senegalus (gray bichir), 3539 nucleotides. Its product is annotated as rabenosyn-5. The transcript is spliced from 12 exons. Bases 448 to 2790 code for a protein of 780 amino acids. Gene Ontology annotation, molecular function: metal ion binding. NCBI's taxonomy places the organism in Eukaryota, Metazoa, Chordata, Cladistia, Polypteriformes, Polypteridae. The record is from RefSeq and is a predicted model, not a curated record.
UGUAGUGGAAUGGCUUUGGUUUUAUUGUAUGCGGUGUGGAGUUGAAUGUGUUGAUGUUCAUAUGAACAAAAAGAGGAGCAAGUCUGCGUUCAAGCGACACACUGCUGACACGAUCGGAUCAUCCAGUACACGCGUUAUAUAGCGUCCGCCUUACUCGGGUUUCCUUCUAAAUUCUGCAAUGGGAGCGUCAGCUUUGUUUGCUUCUUAGACUUUCCAAUCUUCGCAGCAAGCUGUGCACGUUUAUAUUAACGUCUUUACUCAUGUCUUCAAUCCGGUAACAUAACCAAGGUCUAUAAGAUUGCCAGAGGGUGAAGAUGGAUAACUGUUACAAAUGGAGCAAAGCAUUAUGAUAUUGAAGGGGAAGAUGGCACAGAUAUUCUGACACUAGCACUUUUACUUUAUAUAAUCCAUCCCAGUGGGACAGUUAAGAGCUUGUAGAAGAGCACCAUGGCCACUAGCUAUCCUCCUUUUGAGGAGCAGGGAGAGGUGCGGGAAGGCUUCCUUUGUCCCCUCUGUUUGAAGGAUCUGCAGUCUGUCUACCAGCUUCAAGCCCACUAUGAACAUGAGCACUCAAGCGAUGAUGGUGACGUUAAGGGUCAUCUGAAAAGUUUGGUACAGAAAGCUAAGAAGGCAAAGAACAAGCUGCUGAAGAGGGACGGUGAGGAGAGGCCCGAGUCUAGUGGGCAAGACCGAUAUGAUUAUUUGUACAAUGGUGGGAUCGACCCCUUUCUUUGGGAGCCUCAAGAGAUAGGUACAAAAAGAAGUCAUUUGGAUGAUUUUAAAAAACACAGAGCUGCUAGGAUUGAUCACUACAUUAUUGAAGUUAACAAAUUGAUUAUCAGACUGGAGAAGCUGACAGCCUUUGAUAGAACAAACACAGAUGCUGCUAAAAUCAGAGCGAUUGAGAAGUCAAUUGUUUCUUGGGUCGAUGACCAUGAUGUGCCAUUUUGUCCAGAUUGUGGAAACAAAUUUAACAUUCGGAACAGACGUCACCACUGUCGCCUUUGUGGGUCUAUAAUGUGCAAAAAGUGCAUGGAAUUUCUGACCCUUCCUUUUGCAAGCAAGAUGACAAGUAUCACCAAAGGAGUGCCAUCUUCUGUGGCCAGUCCCAGCCAAUCACCCAGCAGCAGUGUACAGGGUUCCAGACGAGGCAGCAUCAGCAGUCUGAGCAGUGUCAGUUCUGUCCUGGAAGAGAAGGAUGAUGAUCGCAUUCGUUGUUGCCGCCAUUGCAUGGACACGCUGUUGAAACACGAGCAGCAAAUGGAGGAGAAGGACCACAUUCCUGAAAUUGUAAAAUACUAUGAGAAACUGAGACAGUGUAUGGAAAAGGUGGAUCAGAAAGCCCCUCCCUAUAUUAAGAUGGCUGAAUCUUUGAAUGCUGGUGAAACAACAUAUAAUUUAGAAAAUGCUAACAGUCUCAGAAUGGAGGUACAGAAGUACUAUGAACUAAUUGAUGCACUAAGUAAGAAGAUUCUUUCUUUGGGAAUAAAUGAUGAACCUAAACCACAUCCAAAGGCCCUACAGCUACAGAAAAUGAUAAGAUAUUCUGCCACCCUUUUUGUGCAGGAAAAACUGCUUGGACUGAUGUCAUUGCCUACGAAAGAGAAGUAUGAGGAACUAAAGAAAGAAAGAAUGCUAGAAAUGGAAAAAAAAAUAAAAAUGGAAAGAGAGGCUGCAAUGGAAGCACAGAGGAAACGGAUGGAGGAGAAACCCAAGGACCCGCAGCACUUGGCAUCUACUGCCAACGGUGAUGUAGGCCGCACGCAGAGGUCAGCAGUGAUUAAAACAGGUGGCUGGCUACCAUCCUCAAGUCUGCCAAGAAAUCGGGAGAAUUCAGAUCCUCUCCUUCAGCAGAUCGACAACAUCAGAUCGUUUAUCCAGCAGGCAAGAGAAGCCAACCGAAUUGAUGAGGUGAACAUGCUGGAGGAGAAUCUCCAUCAGCUCCAGGACGAGUAUGACCAGCAGCAGACCCAGAUUGCUAUUGAGCUUUCCAAAAAGCUGGCAGAAGAGGAGGCCAUGCAGCAACAGCAGCUUCAGCUUCUGCACGAAAAAGAGUGGGAACGGGAACAAAAGAAAAGAAUUUCUCAACAUUUACGGACUCGUUCUUUGGACUUCCGGGAAAUACAGCCUGUUCAGAUGGGUGUUUCAGAGAACUACACUGCUGAUGUGGACCCAAACUCGUACCAGAAAAAGGUUAGCCCUUUAUCGAAAACACAGUCUAUGAGAGCUUUUCAUCAUCUUCCUAAACAGGAUCAGCCAAGUUCACUGUCCCCAAACACAACUGAAGCACUCCAUGCAAUGGCAGACGAACAUGGCAGCAAGUCGCAAACGUCUUUGAAUCCCUUUGACGAGAAUGAUGCCUCGCCUAACCUUGACGAUGAUCCCUCCAACCCCUUCUUGGAAGAAAUUAUGAAAGAAAAGACAGAGUCCGUAAAACACGUCCUGAAUGGGAAAAAGGAGUAUAAUCCUUUUGAAGAGGAUGACAAGACGAGCACUUCUGACGUGGUUACCGGUGGAGAGGCGUCCAAUCCGUUUGAGGAUCCUGCCAGCAUCUCCAACCAAGGUGCAGCCAAACAGGUAACCUCAACAAAUCCUUUUGACUCUGAAGAGGAUGAUGUGGAAAAAGACAGUGAAAUUGAGGAAGAGCUGCUCCUCCAGCAAAUAGACAAUAUCAGAGCCUACAUUUUUGACGCCAAGCGUAGCGGGCGCACGGAUGAGGUGGAGUUGUUGUCGGAGAACCUCCGAGAACUGCAACGCACUUUACAAGAACAAAAGCGGAAAGUCCAGUGACUUUUUUCUUUUUCUGUCCCCUUUCUAUACCAGCUAAUCUUAAGGAGAACUGAACUUAAAACACUACAUGAUGUGGCUUGUUUGGUUUAAGCCGAGUAGUUGUAAUUCAACUAGUGUUUGUAUAUGGAUGCAAAAAAAAUAAUUAAGUGUACUGCUCUUGCACCAGUGUUGUGACUCUUAAACAGAGUCCAUUACAUUCUGCACUAAUGCCUGAAGUGAUUAUAUGCUUGGCAGCAACGCUCCAUCCAGACGAUUCUACAACUCUCUGCUGUUUUCACCACUGUGGCAUUCUUUAUUCUUUAAGGAUACACGCCUUAAUUGUCCUGUUACUAGUUUAACUAAAAUCAAAUAGCAAGUUUUAUAGUCGUCAUCUGCAUCAUGGCACUGCUUGUACAGGCUUCCUACUGUGAGGCUCGGCCGGCCGGCCCUUUUCUGGAAGGCACUGCAUCCACUGGCAAGAACGGAGUAAAUGAUUAAGGAGGGCACUUAGUGGCAAACUGGCACAAAGGCUUCUGCAGCGCCACUUUAAGAAUGCAGUACGACUACAUGUCCGUGACGUCACCACAUCAGCAUUAUGUAAGCAGACUUUCCCAUGUUGAUAUCCUUUACUGUAUGGUCAAACAAAGCAAAUCUCAACGGUUAAGAGUAAGUUUUUUUUGAUUAGUUGUAUUAAAUAUAAUACAGAACAUUUCUGAUUAACUUGUGUUUGAUGACCGACAACUUGUAGAUCUGAGCAAGUAAAACAACAA